GUGAUGGUGAUGACGAGGUGAAAAUGGCGGAUCUUUCGAAAUACAAUCCCGGCCCCUGACAUACCAGAGGCGGCGGCGGCGGCGACCUCGCCACCCGGGGUCCCUCCUCGGCUCCUGGUUACCCUGUAGCACUCCAGUCCGGGCCAAGUGGGAAAGGAAGCAACUGGGCAGAGCUACUGUGCACGGGCAAACCAAGCACUACCCGGACUCGGGAUUGCCCGGGACCUUCUGGAGCCCCCACCUCGGAGCCCCAGGGAGGAGCAAGCGGCAGCCGCUGGAGCACCUGAUCACCUUUGUAGCAGGAGAACGAUCAUGGAGGUGGUGCCAGCUGAGGUGAAUAGUUUGCUUCCAGAGGAGAUAAUGGACACUGGUAUAACUUUAGUGGAUGAUGAUAGUAUUGAGGCUGUUAUUGUUUCAUCCCCAAUUCCUAUGGAGACAGAACUGGAAGAAAUUGUCAACAUACAUUCUACUGGUGACUCUGCAGCCACGCCCAUUUCCACGGAAUCAAUCACAGUGUACAGUAACCACACUAACCAAGUUGCAGUGAAUACCACAAUUACUAAAGCAGAUUCUAAUACCACAGUGAAACCAGCUUUUCCAAGUGGCCUUCAAAAACUUGGUGCUCAGACUCCUGUGACUAUAUCAGCCAAUCAGAUUAUUUUAAACAAAGUAUCACAGUCAUCUGAUCUUAAACUUGGCAAUCAGACCCUUAAACCAGAUGGACAGAAGUUAAUUUUAACAACUUUGGGCAAGUCUGGUUCACCAAUUGUUUUAGCACUACCCCAUAGCCAACUACCCCAGGCUCAGAAAGUUACAACUCAGUCCCAGUCAGGAGAUGCUAAGUUACCACCGCAGCAAAUUAAAGUAGUUACCAUUGGAGGGAGGCCAGAUGUGAAACCUGUCAUUGGUGUCUCAGCAUUGACCCCAGGAAGUCAACUGAUUAAUACUACAACUCAGCCCUCUGUGUUACAGACCCAACAGUUAAAAACAGUACAGAUUGCUAAGAAGCCUCGAACACCAACCUCUGGUCCAGUGAUCACAAAGCUGAUCUUUGCAAAACCAAUUAAUAGUAAAGCAGUUACAGGACAGACAACUCAAGUAUCACCACCGGUCAUUGCAGGUAGAGUUCUUUCACAAUCUACUCCUGGAACUCCAUCAAAGACUAUAACAAUACCUGAGAGUGGUGUUAUUGGAUCAACUAUAAAUUCUACAACACAGACACCAAAUAAAAUAGCCAUCUCACCUUUGAAAUCGCCAAAUAAGUUUGGAAAACGCCUGCGACCUACAGGUCUCCUGUACUUUCAGGCCAUGUGUUUUGUAGCUAAGCCAGUGGUGGUUAAUACAACACCAGUACGGAUGUCAGUUCCAUUUGUCCCAGCUCAGACUGUCAAACAGGUUGUUCCAAAACCAAUCAAUCCAACUUCUCAAAUAGUAACUACCAGCCAGCCACAGCAACGGCUUAUCAUGCCUGCCACACCACUGCCACAGAUCCAGCCCAACCUCACUAACCUACCCCCGGGUACCGUCCUGGCUCCAGCUCCAGGAACAGGAAACGUGGGUUAUGCAGUGCUUCCAGCACAGUAUGUUACUCAGCUACAGCAGUCUUCGUAUGUGUCUAUAGCAAGCAACUCUAACUUCACUGGAACAUCUGGCAUCCAGACUCAGGCAAGGCUUCCAUUCAAUGGCAUAAUCCCAUCAGAGUCUGCCAGUCGGCCCAGGAAGCCCUGCAAUUGUACAAAAUCUCUGUGUUUGAAAUUAUAUUGUGAUUGCUUUGCCAAUGGUGAAUUUUGCAACAACUGCAAUUGUACCAAUUGUUACAACAAUUUGGAACAUGAAAAUGAAAGGCAAAAAGCAAUAAAGGCAUGCCUUGACCGAAAUCCAGAAGCCUUUAAACCAAAGAUAGGGAAAGGAAAGGAAGGAGAAUCAGAUCGACGGCAUAGCAAGGGGUGCAACUGCAAACGGUCAGGAUGCCUUAAAAACUACUGUGAAUGUUAUGAGGCAAAAAUAAUGUGUUCUUCAAUAUGUAAGUGUAUUGGCUGUAAGAAUUUUGAAGAAAGCCCAGAAAGAAAGACAUUGAUGCACUUAGCAGAUGCAGCUGAAGUAAGGGUCCAGCAGCAAACGGCUGCGAAGACGAAGCUGUCUUCUCAGAUUUCAGAUUUGCUUACUAGGCCAACGCCAGCUUUAAAUAGUGGAGGAGGAAAGUUACCAUUUACAUUUGUAACUAAGGAAGUAGCUGAAGCCACAUGUAACUGCCUUCUUGCCCAGGCUGAGCAGGCAGACAAGAAGGGAAAGUCAAAGGCUGCAGCGGAACGGAUGAUACUUGAGGAGUUUGGACGAUGUCUGAUGAGUGUCAUCAACUCUGCAGGAAAGGCAAAGAGCGACCCCUGUGCCAUGAAUUGCUAACUCCAGCCCAGGAGAUGAGGAAGGGAGCUGUACAGGAAACUUAAUUUUUUGCAAGCUAGUUUAACAAUUACUGUAUUUUAAUUCAGUCCUUGUUUUAAAGAACCUGAAAUAAUAUUGAAAGAGAAGAAAUUUUAAAUGAGGAAAUUAGUACAUUUUAAAUAAUAGUUAAUUCUGCUUAUGCCCCUUCUAAAUUGAAUUUAACUUAAUUUUUUUCCUUUAUUGUAUUAUAUAGAUGUUUAAUUUGCUUGAGUUUCUUAAGAAGUAGAUGUUCUGUCCUUCUGAUUUUAUUGAUAAAAACACUUAUAAAUUACUGUAAUAUAAUUUAUAAUGUAUGGUGUUGUAUGACUUUAUUCAAUAGAAGAAGCCAAAGCAGCAUGGGUAUUACCCAGUCAUCUUUGGUUCUAGAUCUAGAAUAUUUCAGAUAUGCAGAUAGAAUGUCUACAUAACAAAUUGUUAUGAAGCAGAUUCAAAUGACAUUUUGUGUUAGAAGAGCACUCUCUUUUUAAGAAAAAAAAUCAUCUUUUUAGGAUAGAUUCUGAAAUUACCAACAAGUAAUCCCCAUGUACACUUUUAAAAUGAAAAAAAAAACUGUUUUAAAAAAACAAAUCCACAAUAAGGUAUUAAGGGGCAGUAAGGACUUUGAGAGGAUGGCAUGUACUCUUGUGAGGAAUGGCUCACCUGCACUAGGUGUCCAGUUUCCCUCUCAGAGGUGGUGCAUGUUGGAACAGUUGUCAUGUGGAAGUAAGAGGGCUGUGAAGAGAAGCACACACCAUUACAUUGAGACAGGACAGAAGGGAUCCCAUGGAAUAGGGAUCAGGCUCAGCAUUGGGCUUGGAAAGAGAUGUCAGGAAUUUUGAGGUUGAAAGAGAUGAAUUUAGGGAAGGACUUUUCACAGAUCUUUUUGUAGACUUUGGAACUGAGACAUUUCAGACAAUACCUGUCUCUUUACUUGAUGUACUGAAAAUGGGCCACCUAACAAAACUUUCAGAGAUGUAAUGGGAUUUGAUUUUAUAAGGAAUCUUUAAUAUGGUUUACUUUAAGCCAGUGAGUUAUUAAGAUGAAGUUGGGUGUUUUCAUAUAACUAACAUAACAUAAAUCAUUUUUAGUAAUUCAAGAGCUCUAUGAAUUUAAGAGUCUAUUGUAAUAGGAGUUUGAUUUUAUGAAAGGAAAAAACCAUGUUGAAAUUCAGACAUUUUGUUUGUUCCUUAAUCCUCAGUAAUUAUUACAUUUCCUCCAAGGACUAUAGUUGUAUGUAUUAAGUAUGUAUAUAUGUUCAUAUGAACAUGAAAGAUACAGGCAAUAGAAAAAAUACAAAAGAGGAUUCCGUUAUUCAUUUAAGUAUCCUUCUUUAGGUUUAUAAAACUAUAGUGCAGUAACUUUAAAUGUAGAUAAUACAGAUGUUUUUAGCACCUCAUUCUAGUAUGUCUAAUUAAAAUUGUAUAAAUGUAAAUUAGUGUAAGGAUAAAAUAUGUAAUCAAGUUAUUUUUCAACAGAUUGCAAUAAGUUUUUGGUCUAAACCUAAACUUUGUUCAUUUUGUAUAUACUCUGUUUAAUUCUAAUUACAUCAUUGUGAUGUGUAUUUAUAUACAGUGUGCAGAAAUGUUUGUGAAGUUCUCAUUUAAUUGUAGAUUAUGUACGAUGGCAUUGCUUAAGAAUGUCUUGCUUGUAAAAAUUUAAAGGUGCAAUCAAAUGCUACUAGUUUUUGAUUUUCAAGAAACUAAAAUAUUAAGUUUUUCUUCCUGUGUAGUACAUACUAAACAACUUUUUGUAUUUAGGCAUUUGCAUCAAACUGCUGAACAAGAUUAAUAGUCACAUUAAUUCAACAAUUUAAAAAGACUAUUUGGGGAGGGCUGGGUAUAUAAUUUUUUUUAGCUCUAUUUACAUCCCAAAGUAGAAAAGAUUAAAUUUAUAUUUCCUAGAGCUAUUCAAAAAAUACACUUUUCUAUAUUGUAAAAACAGGACAGGAAAGAAAAUCAUACAUAAAAUAAACAUUUAUACUAUUCUGUAAAAAA
Messenger RNA from Dipodomys ordii (Ord's kangaroo rat), 4415 nucleotides. It is a transcript of the gene Lin54, whose product is annotated as lin-54 DREAM MuvB core complex component. The record is from RefSeq and is a predicted model, not a curated record. Gene Ontology annotation, biological process: regulation of DNA-templated transcription. Gene Ontology annotation, cellular component: nucleus. NCBI's taxonomy places the organism in Eukaryota, Metazoa, Chordata, Mammalia, Rodentia, Heteromyidae. Bases 313 to 2403 code for a protein of 696 amino acids. The transcript has 13 exons.